UUCUCUCUUUCCCUUCGGGACAAACAACGUCCGAAUUAAAAAUCUACCCCCUGGAUUAUUACUUUAUUACGAUCACGCCAUUCACCGCCUUCUGUCUCUCCGGCCUGCCUUUUUUCUGUCUCCCCGAAAUACCCAUCCGUCGCAUCGUAAUUUACCUUCUCUCGUUUUCGAGUCGGGUCGUAUUGGAUCCGGAAUCAGACGAUAGCUCCGAAGGCAUUGUUCGUCCCGUUCUUCUAGAAUAUUAUGUUACUAAUCAAGAUUCAUGCUCAAGGAACAAAGAAAUCGGUUAUCCCGAAUUUUGUUGUGUCAUUUUGAUAGGUUUGAAGCGAUAUAGAGUGCAGAAGCAGUUCCAUAGAGAUAUUUUCCUCCAAAUUUCUUAUCUAGGGAACGACUGCUUCAUUUGGUUUGAGUUUAGUGCUUUGCAUGCUGUAAAAGGAUACAAAUAUAUUAUUUAUUUCAAAAGGAUCUGAUGAAGGUGAAAGUCUCAUCGCCUGAGCUCGGUGGUAUUUCUCCUCCUGAUUGCAUAAGUGAACCUGAGGAGAAAGAAGUUAGUGAUGAAGAAGAUGAUGAUCGCAACCAUAAGCAUCGUCGGCGGGAUACAUGCUCUCAACCUUUAGAGAGAGAUUCUACAGAUCCUUUAUUUACAAGGCCAUACAGAAAGCGCAAUAAACCCUUUGAAAAUGGGCAUAAUGAAUCUCAAGCAGGUGAAACCUGGAAAAAUUCUAACAGUUUGCCUCUAGAAAAAGACUUGAGACCUAAGUUUGAUAGAAGAUUCCCUGGGUUAUCAUCACUUCCUCGAGGACAUUUGGACCUGAACCAGAGAAUUAGGCCAAACCAAACGUUCAGCGGAGAUUGUGGUCCUGGCCGUGGAAGAGGAAGGGAUAACUCCGCUUGGAAUCAACAUGAUUCUAGGUUCAACUCUGUUGAUAUUUCUUAUCAAAUGGUUCAGCCAGGAUCAGUUGCUCCGGGUCUCUUUGCGGGAAGGGGAUUGCUGAAUCUUUCAAAUGCACAAGCCCCAUCAUGGAGUGCCUUUGGGCUAAUGUCAAGAAUACCAAAUGGUGGUCUUGAUACGCUCCAUUCUAUUGGUCUACAAGGGGUGCUCAGGCCGCCGAUGAAUUCUUCAUUGGAUAUGGCCAUUCCUCGCCAAUGUUGCAGAGAUUUUGAAGAGCGUGGAUUUUGUCUAAGAGGAGAUAUGUGCCCAAUGGAGCAUGGUGUCAAUCGUAUUGUUGUGGAAGAUGUUCAGAGUCUGUCACAGUUUAACCUUCCUGUCACAGUUCCAAGUGCACAAAUAUUGGCAAAACCUGCUGGCCCGGGGCCACCACCUUCAGGCCUUCCUCCUUCAACCACUUCGAUGAACAGCAAAGGUAUACAUGGCAAAAAUAACAAAUCUGGAAUUACGGAGGAUGCUGUAGGUUUGUAUGGUGCAUAUUCUGGUUCUACUAGUGCAAAUGGUGAUUUGUAUGAUCCUGAUCAACCCUUGUGGAAUAACAAUGGCCCAGAAGCAUCAGCCGCACUGACUGGACUUCGGUCACCCAAGACUAAUGAAACAGAACCGUUGCCAAAUGAUGACAUCUCUGAUCGUCCUCAUGACUGCUUACGUGAUAGUGCUGAUAAUGAAUUGACGAUUAGAAGCACCGGGUCACAGAGCAUGAAUUUGUCUGUUGGGGGUAGAGUUGGUAGCUCCAGAAGUGGAAUAGACACAAAAGACAAAAUUGGUCCAAUAACCUUGGACCAUCCUGAGAAUGAAACCAAGGAAGAACAAGGAGCAUUUCCCAGCUCUCAAGACAUUUCUUGUCAGGUCAAACAGAUCAACAGUGAGGAUGAUGGCUCCAAAGUUAUGGAUUCUUCAUUGAAGCCGCGGAUUGAUUUUCGUAGUAGCAGAAAAGUAACACAAAAGGCACUUCAUACGCUGUUUGUCAACGGGAUUCCCCAGAAAUGCAACAAAAGAGAGGCUCUUCUUUCUCAUUUUCGUAAGUUCGGAGAGGUUAUUGACAUUUACAUUCCGUUAAAUGGUGAACGGGCGUUUGUCCAGUUUUCAAGGAGGGAAGAGGCCGAAGCUGCUUUGAAGGCACCUGAUGCUGUAAUGGGUAACCGUUUUAUUAAGCUUUGGUGGGCUAAUCGGGAUAACAUACCUGUUGAUGGAAUAAAAAGUGGCAGUGGCGUACCUGUAAAUCCACGUGGUAUAACAGCAUCUGCUAUUCCAGCUCAACCUGCUGCUAAUAGAGGAAAGGAUAAUCUUCUUCCUGUUGCUCAGAAGAGUAAUGUUUUUUUUUAUAAGACUCAGAAGAGUAAUGUUGUCCAUUGUGCCGAUACGCCUUCUCUGAACUCGCCUAAACCUGUUAGUAUGAAUGGUCCCCAGGCUCCACCUCCAUUGCAGAAAACGUUAGACGCUCUGGAACAAAUGAAAGAGGAAUUACGCAAGAAGCAGGAAAUGCUGGAGCAGAAGCGGAACAACUUUUGGCGCCAGUUGGACAAACUUGAGAAACAAUCCAGUGUUGUCAAGGGAGAUCUACUGACUGAGCCAGCUGCUAAGAGGCAAAAGGUGGGUAUUGCAGCUGAUCCUGCAAAAGCUUCGAUUCCUGGUUCCUCUGAAUCUGGUGCUCCUGCAGCAAAACCAUACUUUAUAGGGAUGACAGAUAAGAACAAAUUGACUGAGAAUGGUGCGUCUCAAAGUCCAAAACCUAGUACCUCUAUGGCAUUGCAGGAAUCUACAAGCUCAAAGCAGCAGUCUCGGAAGCCUCAUCUGUGUGCACUUAUUAGGCAUCCAUUCCCGAUGAAUAAAUACAAAUUGGACAACCGACCAAUUGCGUUUAGAGUUAUUCCACCAUUGCCUUCUGGUUUUGCAGAUGUUGCUGUUUUGAAGGAGCACUUCUUACGGUGUGGAGAUCUUUUCUCUGUGGAACUACAAGACUUGGAAAACGAAGAUGCCGGUAAUACCGGAUCAGAGCCAUUGAAGAAUUGCUCGGCGCUUGUAACUUACAGCACUCGCCAAUCAGCGGAAAGGGCUUAUAUAAAUGGUAAAUGCUGGCAAGGACACAAUUUGCAGUUCAAAUGGCUUACAUCUAACAGUAACCCUCAUAGCAAAGAAACUCCAUCUUCCACACCCGAGGAACCAUUAGAAGCCGAUGGCCAGACAGAAGAAAAAUCAGCAUGCAGCGUUGCCCAAGAAGUCGCUGCUGCUUCAGGCAAUGGGGAAUCCGGGGAAUUGGACCUUGAGAGCUUCGUUGAGCAUAUGGAAUCGGCUGAAGCCUCGGAGCGGAGUCCAUCCCCGACAUCUAGCAUGAAAGAGUCGCCUAAAGGUGACACAAGUUGAGGACCGGGACUCGUUUUUUGGGAUUUGUACAGGUAAAUAAAUUAUUCAAUCUGUUGAAACUCUAAUUUUCCCGAGUCUUUCACGCACAGUCAGCUGAAAUUUCAUCUUCUUUCUCUAGUUUUGUAUUGUUUCAUCACUGGGAUUAUAUGUUAAAAAAAAAGUGCAACUCUUUUAAUCUUUUGAA
Molecule: messenger RNA, 3497 nt
Organism: Hibiscus syriacus
Lineage: Eukaryota; Viridiplantae; Streptophyta; Magnoliopsida; Malvales; Malvaceae
Product: zinc finger CCCH domain-containing protein 41-like
Exons: 6
Coding region: 470-3313 (947 amino acids)
Cellular component (GO): nucleus
Molecular function (GO): metal ion binding; RNA binding
Source: RefSeq, a predicted model, not a curated record